Messenger RNA from Myripristis murdjan (pinecone soldierfish), 5291 nucleotides. RefSeq lists its product as uncharacterized. Gene Ontology annotation, biological process: centrosome cycle; regulation of cellular localization; establishment or maintenance of cell polarity. Gene Ontology annotation, molecular function: protein binding. The record is from RefSeq and is a predicted model, not a curated record. The coding region runs from base 790 to 4275 and encodes 1161 amino acids. Gene Ontology annotation, cellular component: apical plasma membrane; cell cortex; nucleus. NCBI's taxonomy places the organism in Eukaryota, Metazoa, Chordata, Actinopteri, Holocentriformes, Holocentridae. The transcript has 10 exons.
GAGAGGGAGAGAGAGAGGGAAAGAGAGAGAGGUCAGCGACAUUUGCCAAAUAUUUCAGUGACAUGUCUGCCAUCAGACCUUCUCUGCCAUUGCUGUGAUGCUUAUAUUUAGACAAAAAAAAUCAUUAACAUAUGCCUAUAUAUUCAAGGAGAAAGAAGAUAAGGAUAUAGAGGACAGCCCAUAGGCUGCAACCCACCAAGCCUCUAUAAUUUUCUUAAACCCGUUUCUUUUUUUCACAUUGGCUUAUUAUUGUGUAUAGGCAGUCGCCAUUUCUGUUCUGCGUUUACUUACGCAACAGAAACCUCCGUCUGUAGUGAGUUUGCGAGGCAAGGACGAAAUUAAAGCUGGCAUUUUUGUAUUCCAUUUUUGUCUAAUCCCUCUGAUUUCUGCAGGGAUUACCAGACCAAUCAUGAUUGAGAGUCCGUCGGCUCGCUUGUCACUGCGUGGACUGAGAGCGGUAGUCAGUGCGUUUAAAAGCAAAACAUAAAGAGCAGGGAGAACAGCGGAGGAUCUUAUGUGGUUUCCUUCUUUCCCAGAGGGAAAAGUUGCUCCGUUUUCUUGCAAAUGUUCACGAGCGACGCGAGGAUGCGCACUGGACAGCUUUCAGUCGAUCGUGCCUCUGCUUACUGGAAUUAAUAAUAGAUUAUAGGCUACAUUAGCCUAUAAUGUCAUAACGCGCAUCGUAACUUUGACACGAUGAUCAAGUCUUGAAUUGUGUGUUAAAGGAGGAUAUCAUUUUUACCAACUAUUCAGGUCUAUCCAAACUAUUAUUCUGUGUUUGACCAGCCAAUGGAGGAGGAGAGGGUGUUGGAUAAUAUCCAAGGAAAGUCUCUCCCCAUCAGUUCCCCUUCACCUUCUGGAGUUCCCAGUAACUUGGCGCUCCUUUCUGGCUCUGGCCCUGAGCAUAUUGCAUCCUCACCUGCUUUGGGCACAUCAUAUCCCCCUCCCACAAGUUCUGCUGUGCAUGCACUACAGACCAAGGUGAAGGCACUCACACAGAGAAAGCCAAGGGGAAGGGAGAGAGAGAAAGAAAGAGAAAGGGUGGACACAGAAGUCCCAGUAAGCCAGUUAGUGGGGCAGCUAUCAUCUGAAGUCCUUCUGAGACAGACUGCCCGUGGGAAGGGUCAGGUCUCCCUGCCUGCCCCCUCUUGGAGAUCCGGCUCUGGGAAGAAUUCAAGCAGCAGUGAGGAGGAUGAGGAGGUAGAGGUGCAGGUCAAGUUAGAGAUCCACAGCCCUCCAGCUGAAGAAAAAGAGGAGGGGAGCCUGGGGGCAAUGGGAAAGGGGGUAGAGGGGCCAGAAAAAAGCGAUGACCCAGUCAGUUGUCUGUCAGGUCAGCCGCGCGGGCUGGGGGAGGGGGCCAGUCUGGAGAGCCUCCUGUCUGAUAAUUCAAGCAGUAGUAAACACAGUCCAUCACCUACUCUACCACCUCUUCCUUCCUUCUCCUUAACCAUCACCUCUGCCUCUACAACACCCUGCUAUUCCUCCUCUGCGUCAUCUACGUCAUCCAGACACUGGGCACCGCCAAAGGGAUUCUGGAGAGUAGCACGCCCAGAGACACUACUUCUCAACGGGGUGGGCUCUCAGAACACAGCCUCCUCACUACCUUUGAAGGACUAUACUCAGACAGCAGCAGUGGCAGAGCCUCAGAGGAAGCCUAAGCCAGCAGAGGCAGGGAGUGGGAGUGACUUAGGAAGUGCGGUGGAUGACAGAUAUACACCCUCAGAAUUCAAGCACUCAGACAGUCUGGAGUAUUACCUGGACAGGUAUGAGCAGAGGGAGUCAGAGGAGACUGAUCCAGUCAAGGGAUUGUGCAGGUCUGGCAGCUGGGAGAGCAUGUCUUCACAAAGUGGGAUGCUCUCCGCUGAUGAGAAAGUGGAGGUGAAGCAGAGAGCCUAUGCAAAGUUAAAGGACAGACGACAACAUAACAGCAAGGAAGAGAGAGAACAGAGUGGUGGAGAGUGCCUCAGCCAGUACGGAGACGAGACAUACAGAGUGGAUUGCAAAGGUGACUAUGGGGUUUUGAGCAACACCUCAGACUCAACUGUUCUCCCUCAGGAGCUUGAACCCUGUGCAAGGUCACUCUAUUUAAUUACCGAUGAGCUUCCUCUGAGCCCAAGGCAUGAGCAAGCCAAACGUCUUCUGGAGCGAGCCCGGCUGAAGGCACGUUCCAAUCACAUAAAAGGUGAUCGCCCCCCGAGACGCUCCCAUUCUGAUCAGAGGUCCAACAUUAAGAAACCACAAGUUGGGGCUCCCAAUCCCACACCAGUGCAGCCAUCUGUUGUUCAAACCAAAGAAGAUCUGACAGCUUCAUCUGUUUCUGGUCCUUUCCUCGUUCCUAACAACAGAGACACUUCCCCUAGUGACCAGGGAGGUCGCUCAAGACGGUACGGCUGCUCACCCACGCGGGUACGCUUUGAGGAUGAAUCCGAGAAAGAGGCAGAGUCUCGGUACUUGGAUAGACUGAGAGAGCGCGGCAGGCCAGGGGCCCCAAAGUCAAAGAGUAAAUCGGAAAGUACUACAGAAUCUAGCUCUGGUGGUUCAGAUAGGAGCAGAAGCCAAAGAAGUGUCUCCAUGCCUCCUUCACAGAGGCAAGAAGAUGUCAGUGUCAGCGGUGAAACUACAACUGUGAUAAAAGAGAUAAUAGUGUUGGUGAAAAAAUGUGAGGCAUGUGGUUCUAUAGUCAGGGAACCACCCACAGUCUCACUAGAACCACAAAACUCUGAGCUGCAACAGCUUGGCAAUCCUGAGGACCUGCGGGGAAAGACGGUCCCUCGCUGGGUGCCCCCAAACAAACCAGAAGUGAGUACUCGUCCUAAAGCUCCAUUAACUGUCACUUUUGCAGGUGCUUAUGUGUUGGGAGAAAAUAAAGAGAGUGGCACAGGGUGGAGAGCAUCAGGGUUUGGAAAACUGAGAAGAAGGAGCAGGAAAGGAGAAAGUCGGCUGGAGUCUGGCCAUGGCCCUUACGGUCCGUCAUGGGCUCAGCGGCGCAACUCUAAUCCCAGAAACAGGGUCAACAUGUGUAGAGCUGUUUCCUUUGCUCCUGGAAGUCCCAUAGCUCUGGGGCCUUGUUUGCUGGAGGCAUCAGGCAGCAUGAGGGAGUCACCAGCCCCAGCAUUGCCCAUAAAGUCAGCGCUGAAGUCAAGCUCAAAGAAUCGCACUGCAGCAGGUCAGUCCACAGUUCAGUUCCAGAUGACCCCAAAUCAGGGAGGUGAGGGGAGCUGCCAAGACUCCACAGAGCAACGAAGGGAGUCUCCUAUGGCCUUAAUCCAAGGGACCCCUACAACAGCCAGUUUGGUGCCCUGUAUCAGGCCCUCCACCCUUAGGUACUCCUCAGCCAGACUUACCCCGGAUCUUCCAGCUGCAGAGCUUUGGGAUGCCACUCCAGAUGGAACAGCAGGUCUGGGUGGAGACCCAAGCUCCAGUUCAGAGAGCCGUUCUGCUCUGCGCAGCCUAGCCAUGUCUCGGGCUGAAGAUCUUAGAGCAGAGCUGCUGAGGGCAGAACAUCUGAAAGCCGAGGCUAUAUGGGAGGAAAGUCUUGAUGGGUCCCGAAAGAUGACAGAGCGUGAUGUGCGGCCCAAGCUCUCUCUGCGGCGCUUCUUCUCUUCCAUUGGUCUGAACAGUGUUGGUAGGCUGGUGAAGGGUGGCCGGUCCAGCAGUAUGGAACAGCUCACUAUCCCCACACCCCCUCGUGUCAGCUCAGCCUCCCCUAGCCCCACACGCAGACCACAGCCUGCCAUCCGUAUACAAAGGACACCUUCACUGCAAACGCUGCACACGGUGCUGCCACUGGCCCAACUGCGCAAGGCAGCCUCUGUGCAAAGUUUGGAGAGAAGAACAGAGCGUUCAACUAUAUUGGGAGAGGUGCAGAUACCAUAUGGCCUGGCACCCAGCCCUGAAAGUCCUCAGCUGGAGCUUGAUAGAGCCCUGAGUGUUGAUGAUGUACUGGCCUCCAGAGUGGUCCGUCCAGUGGGUCGGGUCGCCCAGGCAUUUCCUGAUGGGACCCUCCUCCUUGAGCUCAUCAGACCUCCCAAUGUUCCCUUUGGCUUUGUGAUCUCACGGGGGAAAGGUCGACCAGACACUGGUGUAUAUGUAGAGAAGGUUGGUGACGGGUCUGGCGAGGGCCUCUACGUGGGUCUUCUGGGCGUUGGGGAUGAGAUUCUACAGGUGAAUGGCGAGGCAGUGGCUGGACUCAGUCUGGAACAAGUGACACGCCUAAUGACCCGAGAAAGCACCGCAACUCUUUGGAUCAUGCCAAACCGCCGUACCCAGCGCUGAAUGGGGACCUAAGCAUGGUACAGAGUCAUUGUUCUGGGAGCCAUGACAUUCUAAUAUUAUCACUGUAUCCACUGCUGAUGGAUCAUAGCUACACUAUGGUAGAUGAGGGAUAUAGUCAGCACAUAUUUCAGUCUCAGUUUAGUAUAGAAAGAUGUUUACACACCAACACUGCCAGAGUUUGACAAUUCCUACUGUUGAAAGCCCAUGCUAUUUGUAUGCACCCACACAUGUCUAUGAAAUCAUUCAGAAAAUUCAAACCCAAUGCAUGACUGGUCAGAGGUGUGCUUUAUGGUUUCAUGUAUAUGAAUACGGUUCAGUUUCACACAACAUUUUUUUAAUCCUCAUCCUAAAUCUACUCUAAAAAUCUCUGCUUAAGUCAGAAACUGUUUCAUUUACUAAUUUCUUCUCAAAAUAAUUGACUGUUCAAAAGAUAGUAUUUGCCAAGGUGCCUAAAUCAAAUGUCUACUUUGGCAUAACAAAAUUUGUGGCAACUAUAUAUGGUAACUUUGUUUAUUUAGUUAUUUAUUUAUGUUUAAUAUUUUUAUUUAAAUAUUUUUUAGCAGGCUCAACACCGAAGAAUAACUCUGUUUUGUUUUUGCAUUUUGUUUUUUGGGUGAUAUUCGCAUUGCCAUUUGAGAGAAGUCUCAGGACUCAGUAAAAGUGUCAUUAAUGAUAUUAGACUCAGAAUCAGAAUCAGAAUCAGAAAGAGUACUUGUCCCUGAGGAGAAAUCAGGUUUAUUUUUUUGAUAGUCAAAACACAAAGAAUAGCACACCUCAAAUGUUAAAUUAAUGGAAGUGCAGUCACUGGGAUUGUUCUGCACAUUUUGAUUAUUUCAGCUGAUUCACAAACAAAAGAGUGGGUUCACCAUUUUCUCUUUCAUACUUCCUUAUCAUUGAUCCCUGGUCCCUUAAGUUUGCGUGUGGCUGUGUCACCUAUUCCUUCAUGAUAUUGUAAAAAGUAAGAUAUAUGAAUAUACUCCUAUAUUGCCUAAAUAAAAAUGUUUUAUAUUGUUAAA